AUGUGCCUGAAAAUGGACGACUUAAUGCACCGCAUGCUCGAGAUGCCGGCGGUCGACAACGGAGCAUCGCUGAGCACCUCGCCGGCUGUUCUAAGUCUGCUGAGCUCCCGAAGGCACAUCCACAUCUAUGGCGCACGCAUCACGAUCGACGAGCUUCUCCAUCUCGGAAGCUUGAUCCACUCAUAUUACCAUCGACCCCCCAACGGCGUUUCUCGUGGUCCUGGUGCGGUAAUUGUCGUUGAUGACGUUGCCGAUGCCUUUUCGAAGGUGACAGCACUCGCGGCCCAUGUCACCAACGAGCGCCCGGCGAACACAAGCAACGCUAUCUACUGCUUCUCACGCAUCGCCAUCGUCCGCGGCCCCAAGCCGCCCAACUUCUGCACCAAUGCUGCGGCCUACAACAACUCUCUCGGCGCCGCCGCCUCUGCCCUUCGCAAAACUUUGGAGCACUUCGCACAGCUCUUCUCGACCAACCGUGCGAUCUGGCACUCGCACCAGGAUCCUUCUUUGCUUCUGCACAUGAUCAAUACCAGCCCCAAUGGCUCUCCGCCGAUCGACGCUGUUUCAGUCUUCUCUGCCCUGCUGUUCACGGGCGCUUCCACAUCUAACGGCACCAAGACGCCUGGUGCUAUUACGUUGGCCGACCCGCGCUCUGGUUACGGACUCUCCAACGUCUGGUCUCUUCUCAUCACGGCGACUACACGCGCACACAACGGCAGAGGCAUUCCCAUUGUCUUCUAUAGUAAUUGCUCUAUGCGCGUCUACCUGCAAGCGUACAGCACUCAGCAUCUGGCCGGCAUUCCAGAUCUCUUUCCCGUGAUGCUUCCCGAGGCUGUUUGGAAGCCUGUCUUUGGUCAGGUUAUGGACCAAUUACUCGUAGCAGCAUUUAGGCUGCUUGCCGGAGGAGAUCUGACAGCCGCAAGCCCGAAGCGCGUCGGAAAAACGGUCGUAGAUGAGGUCAAGAGGCGCCUCAAUGCACAGGUGGCCAAGGGCUGGGCGAAGCUCUGCAUAGACCCACGUUCGUACGGCGAGGCAGAGAUCAUGAGGACCGUACGGGGAGCGCUCCCAAAUGGCGGCGCCCCCAACACCCCCCUCUUCACCCUCGAGGCCCUGAAGACGACCAUCCGCAAGCCUACGCCCAUGAGCCCUGCCACCGCGCUGUCCCGCCCGGCCAUCGGCCCCCACAGCGCCUCAUCCCCUUCGCUCUGGGCCAUCCGCGCCAGCAUCGCUCCGCGCUCUGCCCCCCUUCCCGCCAACACCCCCGCAUCCAGCAUGGCCCUCACCAUCGCCCGCAGCGGCACCACGCACAUCCUCUGCACGCCGCCCUCAGCCACGCGCACCAGCAGCAGCGCCACCAGCAACGGCCUCCUCCUGGCCACAUCCAACACCACCAUCCCCACCAGCGGCGACGACCACCGCCACCCGCGCGCCGUGCAGCAGGACGUCGGCACGCGCUGGGCGGGCUACGUCAGCGCCGUGCGCCACCGGACGACGUCCACCAACAGCAGCGGCUUCAAGGCCACGGGCAACGGAUUCGGCGUCAGCGUGCAGACGGCGCGCGUGUGGAUGGCCGUGGUGCCGGGCGUGUUUGCCGCGGCGGUGGAGCAGUGGGGCAGGGCGGUUGUGGGGAGGAUGCCGGCGGGAGAGCAGGCGGCGGCGGCGAGGAGGUUGGAGGAGGAGGUCAAGGCGGUGCUGAAGGAGGCGAGGGAGGGCAAGGUGACGGAGAUGUGCAGGGGUGUUUUGGGUGGUUGA
Messenger RNA from Lasiodiplodia theobromae, 1752 nucleotides. RefSeq lists its product as uncharacterized. The coding region runs from base 1 to 1752 and encodes 583 amino acids. The transcript is spliced from 2 exons. Lineage: Eukaryota; Fungi; Ascomycota; Dothideomycetes; Botryosphaeriales; Botryosphaeriaceae. The record is from RefSeq and is a predicted model, not a curated record.